Molecule: messenger RNA, 587 nt
Organism: Cicer arietinum (chickpea)
Lineage: Eukaryota; Viridiplantae; Streptophyta; Magnoliopsida; Fabales; Fabaceae
Product: subtilisin inhibitor-like
Biological process (GO): response to wounding
Molecular function (GO): serine-type endopeptidase inhibitor activity
Source: RefSeq, a predicted model, not a curated record
UUUGAGUUAUAAAUAAAUAUUUUAAGGUUCAUUCUUUAGAGAUCAACAAAAGAUUUCUUUUUUAAAGUUCUCUGUAGUUUGGUAUUCAUGGCAGAUGAAAAACUAGGACAUGGAUCUAAUCCUCCUCAGGAGCAACCACAUGAACCCUUGCCAAAGACAUACAACCAACUUCUAGGGACAAAUAACCCUACAAAAAAAAGUUGGCCAGAGUUGGUUGGUGUGACUGCAGAAGAAGCAGAGAAGAAGAUAAAAGAGGAGAUGCCUGAGGCUGAAAUUCAAGUUGUGCCUCAUGAUUCAUUUGUUACUGCUGAUUUCAAGCCUCAUAGAGUUAGAUUGUAUGUUGAUCUAUCUAAUAAGGUCAUUAGGAUUCCAGGAAUUGGCUAAUUCAUCAACUAAAGAUUUCGGUAUGAAGCCUAAAGAUGUAAUUUGAAGAAAUAAAUUUAAUAAAAUUCCAAGGCGUGUAUAGUUAUUAUUAUGUAUUUUCGUUCCACAAUUUAUUCAUAUUUAUCAUUAAUGUAUAGUGAAAUAUUGUGAAUUGAGAGUGAUGUAUUAUCAAUAAGAUGGUACUAUUGUAAAAAAGUAAUUAA